Artibeus jamaicensis (Jamaican fruit-eating bat) is the source of this 5635-nucleotide messenger RNA. It is a transcript of the gene SLC52A2, whose product is annotated as solute carrier family 52 member 2. Bases 488 to 1822 code for a protein of 444 amino acids. NCBI's taxonomy places the organism in Eukaryota, Metazoa, Chordata, Mammalia, Chiroptera, Phyllostomidae. Gene Ontology annotation, molecular function: riboflavin transmembrane transporter activity. Gene Ontology annotation, cellular component: plasma membrane. The transcript is spliced from 6 exons. Gene Ontology annotation, biological process: riboflavin transport. The record is from RefSeq and is a predicted model, not a curated record.
GGCGCGGGACUUCCGGCGGUGGAUUUUAAGUGUCCUGGCUGGUGAGAGAGUCCUUUCUCUGUCCCGACCACAUCCCCCAGAGUCACCGGCUCUGGGCUGGAGCCACCGUCCUGGGCCGGAGGCGCGUGUCCUGCCGGCCGGCCUCUAAGCCGGGGAGCACUUGGGCGCUGCACCGGAGGCGCGGGGGCUCUGUCGCCCUGGGCUGCUCUCCACCGUCCACCCCACGCAACGAGGGCGAUUCUCGCCUCCGCUACAUCCCUUCAGAUCCCCACCGGGCUCCCGCCUCCUGGAUCUCGCCAAAGCUCCGGACUCCCAGGGGCCGCCGUAGCAGUUCGGACCCUGCUUUCUGCUUCUCUGCCUUGCUGUGUCGCGGUCCUGACACCGGAGACAGGCUAGAAACGCUCUUCAGUUUCCAGAAAAGUGAAAGCACCUUCUUUGGAUCUAGGUGGAGACCCAGCCCUGUCCUGGGGGUUCCAGCCUUGGCUGAAUGGCAGCACCCCCGCUGGGCCGUCUGGUGUUGACCCACCUGUUGGUAGCCCUCUUUGGCAUGGGCUCCUGGGCUGCCAUUAAUGGGAUCUGGGUGGAGCUGCCGGUUGUGGUGAAAGACCUCCCUGAGGGUUGGAGCCUCCCCUCCUACCUCUCUGUGCUCCUGGCGCUGGGGAACCUGGGCCUGCUGGCAGUGACCCUGUGGAAACGGCUGGCCCCAAGCAAGGGCGAGCAGGCCCCCAUUCAGGUGGUGCAGAUGUUGAGUGUGGUGGGCACUGCACUGCUAGCGCCUCUGUGGCAGCAGGUGGCACCAGUUGCGGGGCAGAACCACUCCGUGGCCUUCCUGACACUGACCUUGCUGUUGGCGCUGGCCUGCUGUGCCUCGAACGUCACUUUCCUGCCCUUCCUGAGCCACCUGCCGCCCCCCUUCCUGCGGUCCUUCUUUCUGGGUCAGGGCCUGAGUGCCCUGCUGCCCUGCGUGCUCGCCCUAGCGCAGGGUGUGGGCCGCCUGGAGUGCCCGCCGGCCGCCAUCAACGGCACUCCUGGGCCUCCCCACAAUUUCCCAGAGCGUUUUCCCGCCAGCACCUUCUUCUGGAUACUUGCUGCUCUCCUGGUCACUUCGGCUGCUGCCUUCCAGGGUCUCCUGCUGCUGUUGCCGUUACCACCAUCCACACCCACAGGAGGCCCGGGGCUUGGCCUGCAGGGAGGAGCCCCAGGAAUGGAGGACGAGGAAGAGGCCUCGCCACUGCAGGAGCCACCUUUCCAGGUGGCGGCCAGUACCCCUGGCCCAGACCUGGAGGCCCGGCAGCUGCUCUCUGCCCGCAGCGCCUGCCUGCUGGGCCUGCUGGCCAUCACCAACGCACUGACCAAUGGCGUGUUGCCUGCUGUGCAGAGCUUCUCCUGCCUGCCCUAUGGGCGCCUGGCCUACCACCUGGCCACAGUUCUGGGCAGUGCCGCCAACCCCCUCGCCUGCUUCCUGGCUAUGGGCGUGCUGUGCAGAUCUCUGGCAGGGCUGGGCGGUCUCUCUCUGCUGGGCAUGCUCUUUGGGGCCUACCUAAUGGCGCUGGCAGUCCUGAGCCCCUGCCCACCCCUGGUGGGCACUCCUGCAGGGAUCGUGCUUGUGGUGCUGUCAUGGGUGCUGUUUGUGUGGCUGUUCUCAUACGUGAAGGUGGCCGCCAGCUCCCUGCUGCAUGGGGGCGGCCAGCCAGCAUUGCUGGCAGCUGGCGUGGCCAUCCAGGUGGGCUCCCUGCUUGGUGCGGUUGCCAUGUUCCCUCCCACCAGCAUCUACCACGUGUUCCGCAGUGGGAAGGACUGUGUGGAUCUCUGUGGGCCCUAAACCUGGGCAGGUGGGGACUUCACUCCACCCCACGUGUCUUCAGGUGGACUGGCCACUGCCCAGGGAGGCCCUCCCCAUGCAAGGGCACCAGCACAGGCCCUGCACACUCCACAGGGGCCCCUGGCACUCCGGCCCAAGCAAGGUCCCCACUGGGGCCUUGGACAGGCCCGGUGCUGUGCUCCGGCCUGGUGUGCUCAUUGUGCAGUAAAGCUCUUCUAUCCCAGGAGCCCCUCCUCUUCUGCAGGUGGACGUCCCCGGAGCCUCAGCGAUGGUCCAGCGGUUCCGUCGGAACCCACCCCCCCACACACUGUUUUGACGGUUUCUGGGGUCAUGCCCUCUGAGUCCAGGCCUCCUACCUGCCCCCCACCCCUGACCAUUGCUUCUCAGACCCACCCCCCACUCGCCCCUGAGGAUGGCAAAGGCCUACUUCCAGGACAGGGACCCGCAUAGGCGUGGGUGGUUGGAGGCAGUAUGGUGUCCACUCAGUGUCAGCCCAUCUGGCGUCUCCAGCUAAGUGGGGAGGCCUCCUCCCUGCUGGGCCACUGCCCCGCAGCCCCCUCCAGGCAGCUGCUGGGCCCAGCCAGCCAGGCUCAGUUAUCAGGCAGGGCGGGCAGUCCCCGCCCUGUGGCCUGGGUGUGGUCUCCUCCCCUGCUGCUCUCUGGGGAUUCCACCGGGGCUCGGCUGCCACCCCCAGGCACAGGAGGGGCUCAGGACCUUUCUCCUCAAGACUAUUGACUCCUUCUCUGGGCUACCAGCCUCCAGUUCCUGGCUUUUUCCAUGAUCAGACUCCCAAAGAUCCCAAACCCUUUAUUCCGACAUCAGCGGCCUCCUUCCUGAGCAGCCUGUGCCGCCCUGGGACAGGCAUCUGCAGGGGUCAUCGUCUAUGCCGGCCAUAGCCCACUCUGCACCGCGUGGCUCUCCAGCAUGGACUGGAAUGAGCACCUGAGCCCAGCCGGAGGGGCGUGCAGGUGGGGGCUACAGUGGGGUGGGGCAGAGAGAAUCAGGAAACGAGUGCUGCCGUCCCUGCCCCCAGCUCCUUCCCAUGAUUGUUCUGCUCCUUGACUUGGCCAGCGUGGGGGCCUCUUCCUGUUGUUCCUCUUUAGCCUCACCCCACCCACCUUGGCGGGACCAACAGAACAUGAGGGAGACCCCCAUGGACUCAAGGGCAAGGCCUGCACACCUUGACUGCCAGAGCUUCUGGUCUGGGGUUCCUGCAGGCAUUAGGUGGGGAUGGGCUUGGGUGGCUCACACACAGCCCAGCCAUGAGAAGGGGAGGCCACCAGUCGUGCCCUAGCCUCCUGGGCCAGGAGGCCACCUGGGGGUGCGGCAUGGGCUGCUCAGCCUGGCUGCUUGAUUUGGGGGUGGGGGCUUUGGUGGUGGUGAGUGAACACACAGAGAGGAGGACAAGGUGGGGUGGGUGGCACAGCCCUGGGUGCACCCUCCCCACCCCCCUCAUCGGCACCCCCCCUUCCCCGGGCAUCACCCUGGGGCUGGAAGUGGGGGUUGGAGGAAGCCGCUGCCCUUUGAAGUCUGCAGCGCCUCCCGGUCAGUGCCCCGCAGGAAACAACUCAAAACACCCAGGGGAAGAGGACGUGGCACAGCAAGUCCUGAGAGCCGCCCGGCAUGCCCUUCCCUCCUGUGGCUGCCCAGAGCCGAGGCAGGUGGCCAGGGAGGCAGGACGGCCCACCCUGCCAGGCCCCUCAGAGCUGGGCCCUGCCUGCGGGGCCUAUUAGGGUGCUCAAACCUCCAGCUGGGCAGUAGGUAGAAGCUGCUCUGGGGCUCCCAGCUCUGCCCAAAGAUCCUCUCAGUCUUGGAGCCAGGGCACUUGAAGGAGACCCUGGAGGGAAGCCGUGGCCCAGGCAGGACCUAAGGUAGCAUGUUGUCCCAGAGGGCGGGUCCAGGCAGCCUCCACUCCCAGGUGUGGCCACCUCAGCUGGGACCGAGCAGUAACCACAGGGGCUGGGCUCUGGGCAAGGGACUGAGGUGGGUCUUUCAUCUUCCCAGGCCAGUGCUUCUCAUUCCAGAGCCCCCGGCAGGUGUAGGUUCUGAUGUGCUUGGAGCUGUAAUGGCCCCUGGGUGACUGAAUGGUCUAGUCCGCUCAUUUGCAUCUGCUCAGAGCCCCACUACCUGACCUGGGGACAUGGGACAAUGGUCCUUUAAAGGGGCUCCCUCCCUAACGGGGAAUUCCAAGGGGCCUCCCAGCCUUCCUGAAACAGUGUGGGGGUGGGUGGCUGGGUCCUUGGCUGGAGCAAGGGCACUGACCAUCAGGGGUUCCAGCGUCUGCCGCUCCGACCAUGCACACCAGUGUCCAGGAGCCUGCUGCCCACCACCCUGGGGUUCCUUGGCCUCUUCCAGCCCAGACACUGGCUUGCACGUGGGAUGCAAGGCUCUGCUCCAUCUUCCCAUGCCUGGGGGACAAUCUAUCUUGUAACUCCCCUGUCACACUCCCAGUGAUCCCUCCCUCUCCUAGCCCCCACCUCCAGCUCCCUAGCAGGGUGUGUCCCUGACUUGUUCCACCUGCAAAGGAGGGUUUCCAGGGCCUCUGACCCCAGCCAGGCCAAGUGGGACACAGGCAGGACCUUCCUCAGCUGUACCACCCGGACUGGGCCCCAUUGUGGUCUUGAGGGCAUCCAGGCAAAGCACUGGUUUGAUGGGGCAAGCUGCAGACCGACCUCGAAGGUCGGAUCCCUGUGCGCCGACAGUGGGGGCCGAGCUCACUGAGGAGGCAGACGGGAGGGGUUCCUGGCAGGCCACCCCAUGGUGGUCCCUGUGGUAAAUCAUUCUGGAGGGGGUGCCAAAUCUAAAUGCCAGUCCCUGGGAAGGCCACCAGCUGUCACCCCCACGGCAGCCUUGAGUCAGACACCUGCAAGGAGAUGAGGAUGGAGUCUGGGAUGGUUUUAGAGAGGGGCCUGGUUAAGAGUCCUUUUGGCUGGGUUGACACUAACCGUUCUGCCUGCCUGUGAUAUCGGUCGACUGAGGGAGCGCCCCCCCCCCCCCCCCCCGUGCUGGCCUCCCCACUAUCCCAGGGGCGGUUUCCCUUCCUGGAGCUCCACAGGGUGGGGGCUCUGUGCACCUGUUUGUGUUGGUGCGGCCGGAAGAUUCCCUGUUGCCUCCCGGUGGAAAAUUUCAGUCGCGCAGCAGCAACGCUGCUGAACAUUUCAAACCCUGCCCGACAGAUUUCCAGAGUGGCUGCAAGAUUUCACCCAUGCAGAGGGCUCCAGUGUCUCCCAGGGGGGUCUUGGGCUUCCCCAGAGGUUUGUCCUUUCCCCCAGGGACAGGUUCGGGGCCAGUAUUAAUCAGGCUUGUUCAUAGGUGCCGACCAUAAGGGGGCAGCCAGCAGAGGUGCUCCACCUUCCCCAGGUCAAGGCUGCACCUGUAAAGUGUGAAUCCCAACAUUUUGGAAGUCAUAGGCUCUGCAGAAGCCCCUGGAGCUUUGCCGGUGUUCCCCCUAAACUCGUGUGGUCCUGUUGAUCUGUCCUCCCGCUGUGCCAGUCCUGCUGGCUCUUCGCCUGCUGUCUGCCAGCAGGAGUGCAGGCUUCCCGCCAAAUCGUGUUCUUCGGGUGUUAGUGCAGCCCACCCUGACCUCUCGGUUGGAAUCCAACGCCUUCUGGUCUGAGUUUUCAAGCAGCCACACGAGACUCCCCGUGAAGCUGCAUACGAAUAGGGGUCUCUCCGUCCUCCACUCCCAACUCAGUUGAGUGCCUUACUGUUACUUUUCAUAUAUGCUUAAGUUUUCUGUGUGAUACCUUAGGAUUAUUUCAUGUUGUAUGUCAUUUUUUUCAAUAAAAGUUUUCAUAAUUUUUUUAACACUAA